CCACGUGGCUCAGGGCUCACUUGGGCUUGGAUGCUGUUCCCUUAAGGCACAACAGGUGGAAAUGCAGGGCUAGAAGUAUGAGUAUUUAAAACUGGCUGGCACUGCCCGAGCCUGGUGUCCUGGAAGGAAACAGGACAGACACACACUCACACAAGGAGGUCCUGGGGUCAACCACGAAGCCAGGAGCGGUGAAGCAAAGAGAAAGCAAGAAGUACAAAAAGGUCUGCAGAAGUAACCUGACGUGGAAUGCAAGAAGAAUGAUUUUGCUGGCAUUCAUCCUCCUGCUCUCCUUCCUCCCAGCUGAAUCUGCAAAAAGCAGAUAUCCUCCCAAAGCAAGCUUACACCCGGUGUUCGGACCGCAGCAGGUGUACGGCCUGAUCGAUGGCUCCGUUACCAUCAAGUGCUUCUACCCUCCCUCAACGGUGAACAGACACGAUAGGAAGUACUGGUGCAAGGAAUCCUCCAGGAGCUGCCUGACUGUGAUAUCCACCAGUGGAUACACAGCACGGAGCUACCAGAACAGAGUCACCAUCACCGACUUCCCGGAGCUGGGCAUCAUGCUGGUCAACGUCUCACAGCUGGCCCUGACAGACCAAGGCACCUACCAGUGUGGCAUUGGGCUCAAUGGCAAGGGGCUCUCCAACAAGGUCAGACUGGAUGUUUCUGAAGGUCCAGACGUACCCGAGGAAGCUGAGCUCUACUACGUGAAGCUGCAGGGCUCUGUGAACAUGCCCUGUGACUUCGGGGCAGAUUAUGCCAGCACAAGGAAGUUUUUGUGCAAGAUGGAGAAGAGCGGCUGCCGCAACAUCGUUGACACUUAUGGGGAAGUAGAUUCGGAAUUCCAAGGGAGAGUCCUGCUGAGCAAUGAUAACACGGAAGGAGCAUUCAGCAUCAUGAUAACCCAGGUGGCCUGGGAAGAUGCUGGCCUGUACCUGUGUGGGGUUGGCUCCUAUGGAGAGUAUGGAAAAACAAAGGAGCUGAACGUGCACGUCUAUGAGGGGGUAAACACUCCACAAGAAAAGGACAUCAUAUUUGGAGUAAAUGGAAGUUCAGUAACUAUCGAUUGCCGCUACGACCCGGCCAAGAAUUACACGCUGAAGUAUUUGUGCAAAUGGAGAAAAACAGGCUGUCACUGGAUCAUAACUAACAAUGGCCUCCAGUCGAUCUCAUUUGAAGGACGAGUGGCCAUGUUUGACAACCCAGAGAAUGGCACAUUCAGCAUCAUCCUGAACCAGCUGAGCAGCAGCGAUGAGGGCUUCUAUUGGUGCAUGACAGAUGAUCACGGGGAGAGGAAAACAUCCAGGGAGCUGAAGAUCAUAGAAGGAGUGCCUGGAUUAACAGGAAAGGAGGAAGUGCAGGCAGAAGUGGGCUCACGGGUGGACUUGACGUGUUCCUACUCAUGCAAAUACUACUCCUAUGAGAAGUAUUGGUGCAAGUGGAGCAGAGAUGGCUGCACCCCACUGACUGCUUCUGACCAAAGCCAACCAGGGCUGGAUGUCAGCUGUGACACUGCCAACAAAACACUCAUCCUGAGCCUCGACUCUGUGGCCGUGGAGGACCAGGGGUGGUAUUGGUGUGGGGUGAGACGCCAUGGCCACUAUGGGGAGACCAUGGCAGUGUCCCUGCAGGUGGAUGGAGGCAAAGCUGCCGAGAUCAGCCCGGAGCUCCUGGAUCUGGAAGCCAGCAAUACUGCUGCUCCUGGUGAGGCUGUUCUGCAGGGCAGAGCCAACAACGAUGCUGGGGUGCAAAGGGCAGCCACCUCAGAAAGCUCUGAGCAAAGCUCUGGCUCCACCACUCUUGCUUUAAUCCUGGGCCCCAUUGGUGCAGUUCUCCUGGUCCUUGCUAUAGCUUUUGCCGUCUUUAAAUAUCGCCAGAUCAGGCGAUCAGAUCUGGUGUCGGUGGGCAGCUACAGGACCAACAUCAGCAUGUCAGACUUUGAGAACGCAAGGGAGUACGGAGCAAACGACAACAUGUGCAUGAAGCAGAGCCAGGAGACCCAGCUGGGAGGGGAUGAAUUUGUCACCACCACAGCCAACAUUGAAAGCACCGCUGAGACAAAGAAGGCAAAACGGGGCUCCAAGGAGGAUGCUGACCUCGCCUACUCGGCCUCACUCCUCACCCCCAGCAGUGUCACCCAGAGCUCCGUGGGGGACAGCACAGCCCCGGCUGAGGCCCCCCCUCUGUGGGGUGGUUCGGUGUGAGGGCGAGGGAUGGGGACAUGCACUGGGGGCAGGCUCUGCUAUGGGGCUCACUGCUAGAGCUCAGCCUGCUGCGCUGCUUGCUGCUGCCCCCAUUUGCUAUUGCUUGAUUUUCCGUCUUUAAAUUCAGCUUGGAGCAGAGAUUCAGCCAGAAUCAUAAAGGCUGAGCCCCAGCAUCACCAGCGUAGCCAGGGCCCUCUUCGACGCUCCCAAAGACUACAAGAAAUGUAUUUUUAAAUCUUUUUUUUAUAAUCUCUUUUUUUUUUUUUUUUUUUUUUUUUUUUUUUUUCCCCUGGAAAUCUCUUUAGGGCAAUGCCUUUUGCUUUUGAUUUCCCUCUGCUCUCCUGGUCAUAGGGCAGCAGCUGCAGACCAGGAGUGCCUGGGGUUGUUCAUGUCCAAUAAAGAUACAAGCAGCUUUCAGCAGA
Molecule: messenger RNA, 2623 nt
Organism: Lagopus leucura (white-tailed ptarmigan)
Lineage: Eukaryota; Metazoa; Chordata; Aves; Galliformes; Phasianidae
Gene: PIGR
Product: polymeric immunoglobulin receptor
Exons: 11
Coding region: 258-2201 (647 amino acids)
Cellular component (GO): plasma membrane
Molecular function (GO): transmembrane signaling receptor activity
Source: RefSeq, a predicted model, not a curated record